GGGAGUACGCCAGGCGUUACGUAUAAAAGGACGGCGCGAAUCGCAUUUUGGUAGUCACCGCAGAGACUCAUACCUAGUGGGAUAACAACAUCACCAACGCAAGACCCCCACCAUGUGUGACGACGAAGAGGCGGCGGCGCUCGUUUGCGACAAUGGCUCCGGUCUUGUCAAGGCUGGCUUUGCCGGUGAUGACGCUCCACGAGCUGUCUUCCCCUCCAUCGUUGGCCGCGCCCGUCACCAGGGUGUGAUGGUCGGUAUGGGUCAGAAGGACGCCUAUGUCGGCGAUGAGGCUCAGAGCAAGAGAGGUAUCCUCACUCUUAAAUACCCCAUUGAGCAUGGUAUUAUCACUAACUGGGACGAUAUGGAGAAGGUCUGGUACCACACCUUCUACAACGAACUCCGUGUUGCCCCUGAGGAAUCCCCUACCAUGCUCACUGAGGCUCCCCUCAACCCAAAGGCCAACCGUGAAAAGAUGACUCAGAUCAUGUUCGAAUCUUUCUCCAUGCCAGCUAUGUAUGUCUGCAUCCAGGCUGUCCUCUCCCUCUACGCCUCUGGCCGUACCACUGGUGAGGUCUGCGACUCUGGUGAUGGUGUGACCCACAUGGUUCCAGUAUAUGAAGGUUUCGCCCUUCCCCAUGCAAUCCUUCGCCUAGAUUUGGCUGGUCGUGAUAUUACCAACUACUUGAUGAAGAUCCUGACUGAACGAGGCUAUUCGUUCACCACCACAGCCGAGCGUGAGAUUGUCCGUGACAUCAAGGAGAAGCUCUGCUACAUGGCUCUUGACUUCGAAAGUGAAAUGAAUGUUGCAGCAGCUUCCUCUUCUCUCGACAAAUCCUAUGAACUUCCUGAUGGUCAAGUCAUUACCAUUGGUAAUGAGCGUUUCCGAGCUCCCGAGUCUCUGUUCCAGCCUUCCUUCUUGGGCAUGGAAUCUUCUGGUGUUCAUGAGACUGUCCACAAUUCCAUCAUGAGAUGCGACAUUGACAUCAGGAAGGACCUUCUGGCCAACAUUGUCAUGUCUGGUGGUACCACCAUGUAUGCUGGUAUUGCUGACAGGAUGCAGAAGGAAAUUACCCUCCUGUCUCCCUCAACCGUAAAAGUUAAGAUUAUCGCUCCUCCUGAGAGGAAGUACUCCGUCUGGAUCGGUGGCUCUAUUCUUGGUUCCUUGUCUACUUUCCAGACCAUGUGGAUCACAAAGGAAGAGUAUGAUGAGUCUGGUCCUGGCAUCGUCCACCGCAAGUGCUUCUAACUGAUGAACACAGCAAUUUAACCUAUGAGCUUCUAUUAGGAAUUUCAUGAUUUUUUUUUCUUUUGUUUUAUCAUGUGUAUUUUUGGUGAUUGAAGAAAAGUAUUUUUACACUAUACUGUUUCUUAUUUCUCGUAAAUGAAGGAUUAUAAGUUUAUUAUUACAGAGAUCAUGGGAAAUAUAUUGAAUUCCCACAAGAAUUUCCAAGUUUAUUGUUUCAAUUACACUUACGUUUAAGGUAAAUACCGAUAAAACCGAAUAAACUGUCUAUUCUGCACCACAAUUAUACUUAAACUGGUAAAAGGAAUAUAAUUUAAAACAGAAAAUAUGUCUUUGAUCACGAAAAUUUAUUAGAUCUAACAUGAGUUACUCAUGAUAAAAAAUGUUUACUUAUAUGUAAGAGAACGAAGGAUAGACAAUAAAUCAUGGUAAGAUAACCAAGUCUUUGGAGUACCAACAUUGUUUAUACAAAUUACUAAUCAGUAAUUUUUCAGGAUAAUAUAAACAGCUAUAGUCAUUAUGCAUUUGAAUGAGAAUUUAAAAAGCCAAUCCACCAAAACUUUAAGUCAUCAAUAUUGUAUAUGUGCUCUUGAGCUCAUUUAAGAAUCAGUAACAAGUGUCAACUACAAAAAGGAACACGUAAAAUAACAUUAUCAAAUUGAAUAUGACUUACCUUUACACAAAAUAACAAAUGAUUCCACUUACCAGCUCCUGUAAAAAAAAAAAGAAUACAUUUAAUUUUAGGAAGAUUACAACCAUUUUCCUGUUUACUAGAAAAAAAAACAGACACUUAACCAGCAAAAAUAUAUGAUCAUAUGAUAAACCUUUACACAUAAAAGAUGAAACGUUUGAAUCGUUGCCUUUUCUGUCUUCAAGUCUUAUAGAAUCUUAAUUUCCUUUAUACUUACAUGUAAGUAUGAAUACCCAAGAAUACAAAGAUUUAAUCAUUCACCAAUUACAAAUACUGAUUAUGUUUAUCAUCUAAGUAUGUAGAUUGUGAGCUGGAGAGAAAUACAGAGGAAUCUUUUCUCGAUAUGUAUGGAUACUCGAAAUGAUCACACACAUUAGUUAAGCUCUUGAAAAAGCUGCACGUAAAUCAAUGCAGCAAUCUGCUUCGCCAUCUUCUGGAUUACCACAUUAGUAAUCUACAUGACAGUACGCUGUUAAGUACCAAAUUAGUCCUGGUCAUCGAGUGGUUUGGGAGUCAGACUGAUUAUCAUGCUAACAUGGGUUAAAGUCAACAUUUGUACUUAAUAAACAUUUCCUCAUCU
Molecule: messenger RNA, 2514 nt
Organism: Macrobrachium nipponense
Lineage: Eukaryota; Metazoa; Arthropoda; Malacostraca; Decapoda; Palaemonidae
Product: actin-like
Exons: 2
Coding region: 113-1246 (377 amino acids)
Source: RefSeq, a predicted model, not a curated record